UUUAUACUUCUUAACCAAGAACAAACUGCAGAAGGUAUCACUAUUUAUACUUGGUGUUCUUCCCCUAAUUUUGGCCAAAAACAAAAAGCAGAAGAGGAAUUGGGCGCUCGUUGAUAGAGACUAAAUACUAAAAUUCUAGUUUUUUUCUUACCCUACAACUAUGGAUCAUGAAGCUAGGAUCAAUAAUUUACCCGACAAAGUUCUACGCCACAUACUCACCUUUCUCCCCACUAAAGAGGUGAUUGCUUCAAGUGUCCUCUCUAAGAGGUGGAUAGAUCUCUGGCGCUCAGUUCCCGCGUUCAAUUUUUAUGAUAUCAAUGUGGAUAAUCAAGAAACUAGUUUUCGCAUGAACGAGCUUGCCUAUUCGUUUUUGCUCUCAGCUAAUUCUAUCCAGAGUUGCAAACUCGACAUUUGGUAUAAUGAUCCUGAUGUUGGCUAUCUUGGCUUUUCCAAUGUCAUCAAAUGGAUCAAUGCUGUCGUAGAACGCGGAGUUGAGUGCAUUAAACUAUGCAUUGAUAUUUCAAAUGAUUAUAGUCUCAAAUUGCCCAUUAGCAUUCUAACCUGCCGGACCCUUGUUGUUCUUGACUUCUUUGGGUUUGCUUUGAAGGAUUUCUCUUCCAUUAGCCUUCCCUCCCUCAAAACCCUUCGUAUGGAUGAGAUUAUCUUCUUAAAUGUUCAAGAUUUCUUAUUGCUUCUGGCUGGAUGUCCCAAUCUUGAGUAUUUACGUGCAUGCUAUUUAGGGUUUUUCUCUCAAGAGCUUCCUACCUAUCAAGUGCGUGAAAGUCUAACCCUACACAAGUUGAUCAAAGCAGAUUUGCAUAACACUUUUUGUCACUUUCCUUUGAAAGCCCUUCUUAAUGCUAAGCAUUUGAUCCUAGAAAUAAAUGAGGUGUGUCGGGGUUAUGAUGAGAUUCCCACCUUUCAUAAUUUGACCAACUUGAAACUUUCCUCUAUAAAAUGUAACUGGAAUUUGCUGUUUCAAGUGCUUAAACAGUGUCCUAGCCUUCAAAAUGUUGAACUUUGUCAGGAGACCAUCACUGAGAUACAACAUGACCCGGGGAAUUGGGUGGAUCCAAUAUUUGUUCCACAAUGUCUUUCAUCACAACUUAAAACUUGCAUUCUUUGGUACUUUUCAGACCAAAAAUGUGAGUAUCUACUCGCAACAUACAUUUUGAAGAAUGCAAGAGUUUUGAAAACUAUGACGAUUCAUUGCAGAGAAGACCUCCAAAUAGACGGAGGGUUAUACUUAUGUCCAAAGGCCUCUCCUAUGUGUGAAGUUAUUAUUAAACGCCAACCGACUUUGAGUUCUAUCAUCAAAAGAACGACGGAACUCCGCGCCGCAUGAUGAGAUAUGGCCAUGGGAUUAGCUUCUCGGUGGGAGAUUAGAGUACUGUUUUACAGUUGGAAUUAGUUGGUUUUACUCAUGAUUGAAUUUUCUUUGCUUUCAGUUUCUGCAUUUAUAAACAAGAAGACCAUGAUGUUUAGUGUUUACCAUGAGUUCCAUGGCCGAACUUUUGUUAUUGUUUUUCCACUUGAGCUCAAUAAGUUACUGCUCAUGACUGUGUUUCUAUUUAAACAUGAUUUCUAAAGCUUGUUUCCAUCGUCUUUGAAAUAUUUCUUCGCUCAUUCGUUGUCAAGUA
Molecule: messenger RNA, 1640 nt
Organism: Vicia villosa (hairy vetch)
Lineage: Eukaryota; Viridiplantae; Streptophyta; Magnoliopsida; Fabales; Fabaceae
Product: FBD-associated F-box protein At5g22730-like
Exons: 5
Coding region: 161-1345 (394 amino acids)
Molecular function (GO): protein binding
Source: RefSeq, a predicted model, not a curated record